Molecule: messenger RNA, 1592 nt
Organism: Momordica charantia (bitter melon)
Lineage: Eukaryota; Viridiplantae; Streptophyta; Magnoliopsida; Cucurbitales; Cucurbitaceae
Product: RNA-binding CRS1 / YhbY (CRM) domain-containing protein
Biological process (GO): Group II intron splicing
Molecular function (GO): RNA binding
Source: RefSeq, a predicted model, not a curated record
UUCCCAAAUCGAUUUCGUUGUUCGCAGAUAAACCCUAAACCCCUCCCGAUUAUCCGCCAUUGUUCAUCCACGCUCAGUCUACCUCAUGUUCGUUAUCAGACUGCUCCGCCAAAAACCAAUCCUGUUUGCUCCUCCUCUCACAUCUUUCAAUCGAUGCUUCUGCUACUCCAAGCUCCGCGAUCACUACGCCUUUGAAUCCCCGCCGUCUCUCUCCCCAAAACCCCCAGCGCCGGAGCCUAAACCGCGGCCGAAUAAACCUCCGAAACAGCGCUACAAACCGCCCUCGUCGCUCGACCUCGCCGACAAGAAGCCAAGGCAUUCCGAUUUGCCGUUCGAUUUCCAGUACAGUUACACGGAGACUAGCCCCUCUGUGAGGCCUAUCGGGCUUCGAGAACCGAAGUAUUCGCCGUUUGGGCCAGGGCGCCUCGACAGGAAAUGGUCUGGGGUGUGUGCCCCGGCGGUGGACCCGAAGGCGAGCUCUGUAGAGGGCAUGGAAGAUCCAAAAUUGGAAGAGAAAAGGAGGUUUAUGAGGGAGAAUAUCCAAGGGGAGCCACUGACGGGAGCUGAGAGAAAGGCUUUGGUGGAGAAGUGCCAAAAGAAGAAAACAAAGAGGCAGAUUAAUUUGGGAAGAGACGGUUUGACUCACAACAUGUUAAAUGAUAUUUAUAAUCACUGGAAACAUGCCGAAGCAGUGAGGAUCAAAUGUUUAGGUGUUCCCACUGUGGAUAUGAAAAAUGUGUGCACCCAACUUGAGGACAAAACCUUUGGAAAAAUCAUUCAUAGGCAUGGUGGUUUUCUUGUUCUAUACAGAGGCAGGAACUAUAUUACCAAGAAAAGGCCAUUCAUUCCCUUGAUGUUAUGGAGACCUCAUGAACCUAUAUAUCCCAGGCUGAUUAAAACUACGAUUGAUGGACUAAGUAUUGAGGAGACAAAAGAAAUGAGAAAGAAAGGACUUGCUGUUCCUGCUUUGACAAAACUUGCAAAGAACGGUUACUAUGGCAGUUUGGUACCCAUGGUUCGAGAUGCUUUUCUCUCCUGCGAAUUGGUUCGGAUUGACUGUCAGGGUCUCGAGAAGAGUGAUUACAAGAAAAUAGGCUGCAAGCUCCGGGACCUUGUGCCUUGUAUCUUGGUGACAUUUGAGAAAGAGCAGAUUGUAGUUUGGAGGGGAAAUGAUUACAAGCCCUUGGACUCUGGAUGUUUUCUUACAGUUAGGGGGUCCUUUGAUGAUGAUGAGGCCAAUGGUAAUACAAAUCGCGUCGGAGAGGACGAUGAUGACGACGAUUUUGACGAUGAUUACUCCGAUGGGGCUAAUGAUCAGUAAUAUACCAACCUAGCAAGUGUCAUGAUCUUUUGAGCAUGUGAUUUCGUUUCCGGGCUACUUAUUUAUAUUGCAGCAUAGAACAUGAUGAUUUGAAUGCUCUACGCUGAAGAUUGUCUAACACCUCCUGUUCGGCCAUUGAAGAAUGGGAAUGAAAAUUUUGUCACAAGAGUCUAUAAUGGAAAGUUGAAGUUAUAAAAUUGUUGACAGUUAUUGUAUUGUUCAUUUAGAUUGGCUUCUCACUUUUAGAAACAAUAAAGCUUUUUUUUUUUUU